AUUUUGUUUGUUGUUUUGUUUACUAAUUCAUAUUUCGAUUUUUGAGAUAGCGGUGUUCGUCAUUUGUUUUGUUUUUUAUGUUAAAUCAAUUUUUUUUCAUUUUAUGUCAACACUUAACUUAAACACUAAUUACAUUGAUUAAUGAGAAAUUCUACAUUUUUUUUAUUGACAAGUUUAUAAUUUGGAAUUAGUUUAUACUGGUUAAUUGUCUAUAGUCCUGUAGAUUCUACAGUGUAGAAUAUAGUAAUGUGACUUGAUUUGAUACUAUAUUUUAUAUUUAUGUUACAUUGAAUCUAAAUAUUUGUAAAAAUGACUUGGGGUUUUGUCACUUGUGGCCCUAACGAGGCUUUGGUUAUAUCAGGAUUUUGUUAUGGUAAACCAAAUUUGGUACCUGGCGGAAGAGCAUUUGUUUGGCCCGUUAUACAAUAUUGUCAGAGAAUUUGUUUGAACACUAUGACAAUACAAGUUGAUAGUCCCAAGGUGUAUACUAUCCAAGGUGUGCCAUUAUCAGUCACUGGUAUAGCUCAGGUAAAAAUACAAGGACAAAAUGAAGAAAUGCUUUUAACAGCAUGUGAGCAGUUUUUGGGGAAACCCAAGCAGGAGAUACAUGAAAUUGCAUUGCAUACUCUUGAAGGUCAUCAACGAGCAAUUAUGGGCUCUAUGACUGUAGAGGAAAUUUAUAAAGAUCGUAAAAAGUUUAGUAAACAAGUAUUUGAAGUAGCAUCUUCAGAUUUGGUUAAUAUGGGUAUAACUGUUGUUUCAUAUACAAUAAAAGAUAUACGAGAUGAAGAGGGUUAUCUUAGAGCUCUUGGGUUGGCAAGAACUGCGGAAGUAAAACGUGAUGCUCGUAUCGGAGAAGCUGAGGCAAAAAGAGAAACAACAAUUAAAGAAGCAAUGGCAGAAGAAGAAAGAAUGGCAGCCAAAUUGAUCAAUGAUACAGAAAUUGCUAAAGCUCAAAGAGAUUUUGAACUUAAAAAAGCAGCAUAUGAUGUAGAAAUUCAAACAAAGAAAGCUGAAGCAGAAUUAGCUUUUGAACUUCAAGCUGCAAAAACAAAGCAACGUAUAAAAGAGGAACAAAUGCAAAUUGAUGUUGUGGAAAGAACACAACAAAUUGCUGUCCAAGAACAAGAAAUUCAAAGGCGAGAACGUGAGUUAGAAGCUACUGUAAGAAGACCAGCAGAAGCCGAGAAAUUUCGACUAGAAAAAUUGGCUCAAGCUAACAGAACUCGAAUUAUAUUGGAAGCUGAAGCUGAAGCUGAAACACUCAGGCUUAAAGGAGAAGCAGAAUCAUUUGCCAUCCAAGCAAAAGCCAAAGCUGAUGCAGAACAAGCAAUGAAAAAAGCAGAAGCAUGGAAAGAAUACAAAAAAGCUGCUAUUAUUAAUAUGGUUCUUGAAGCAUUACCAAAGCUUGCUGCCGAAGUUGCAGCCCCUUUUGAGAAUACCAAAAAGGUUACAAUGGUGGCCAGUGGUGAUGGGGAUGUGGGGGCUGUAAGAUUAACAAAUGAAAUUAUUCAAAUUGUUAAUAAAGUACCUGAAAUGGUAACUACUUUAACUGGAGUUAAAAUAAAUGAUGUCAUGAAUAUGUAAGAAAAUGGGCUGGAAAUUCGAUCAAUUUAUUAGUAACAUUUUUUUUUUAUUUAUGCUUAUGACCUUAAUUGUCUUCCUAUGCUCCUCAAGAAUUAUAUUAUUUACCCUUUAUUAUUAAUCAAUUGCUUUAUAUCUUACAUUAUGGUAGGUAGGUUUACCUUUUAUAUUAAUUUUCUUAUGUCAUUACUUUUUAUUUCUAUUAUUAUUAAUCAUAAACAAUUUUACAUUAUAUAUUUUUCUUCCAAUAAAACAUAAAAUGUAUUUAUUUAUUACAUAUAAAGAAUAUAUCUGAUGCUUUUUUAUUGCUUUCUAUAAACUUUUAACAGGUCUUGGUACAAAAAAUCUUACAAAUUUGUUUUGCUUAAAGCUACUAACAGUGGUUGGGAGUAGCACAUUAAUUGUAGUGACGCUACUUUGUUUGUAAUGAUUAACGUAGCGUCGCUACAAUACAUUUAAUGUAGCGAUAUACUAAAUACAUUUUUUUUUGGCGGAAUAGCUGUAGCGUUGGCGCGCCACAAAAAACAGGAACGUCUCGACCACUGGUUACUAGUGAUACCAAUUAAACAAGAUAUAAUGCACUAAAAUUGUUCAUUUAUAUAUACUCAAAAUAAAAAUAUACUUAAUAUUAUUAAU
This is a messenger RNA of Acyrthosiphon pisum (pea aphid), 2220 nucleotides long. It is a transcript of the gene Flo1, whose product is annotated as flotillin-1. The transcript has 11 exons. NCBI's taxonomy places the organism in Eukaryota, Metazoa, Arthropoda, Insecta, Hemiptera, Aphididae. Gene Ontology annotation, molecular function: protease binding. Gene Ontology annotation, cellular component: plasma membrane; flotillin complex; cytoplasmic vesicle. Bases 310 to 1587 code for a protein of 425 amino acids. The record is from RefSeq and is a predicted model, not a curated record. Gene Ontology annotation, biological process: regulation of receptor internalization; positive regulation of cell-cell adhesion mediated by cadherin; protein localization to plasma membrane.